GGUGACGUCGGGCGCUAAUCGCCAGUGCCAGUCAGUGUUCGUUCGACGCUUCUGUACGAAUACCGAAUGUAUUUCGCUCUCAUCCGGCUGUGUGCACUUCCCACGUAAUAAUAAUAUUAAAAUAAUAAUAAUAAUACGUUAACUCUGGUCGUCGCCUGUUCCAAUUUCUCGAUAUCGUGUUGGCCGCGUGUCAAAAACGACGAAACGCCGUCGUCGUCCGGUCGGUUUCAAGGGAGACUCGAAAUCCUAACUAUCUACCUACUUAUAAUAAAAAAUGAGAACGUCGCGAAAUAAUAAAUAAUUAAUAUUAUUUUUGUAUAAUAUUAUCUAGCUAAAAUGUAUAAUAAUCGUACAAUUAAAAAAAAAAAAAAAAAACACACCCUGUAAAUAACUCGUUUCGUUACCGACUAUUUUUAAAUGUAAAACGAUUAUAAUAUUAUGUGUUGGCGAGUGUAAUGUACGGAAUACGUCGAACAUUCCUCCCGUCACUCAAAUAAUUUACCGGAAUCGUUUUUGUGAUAUUUUACUACCAUUUCCCGAUUUAACAUCUAAAUUAUUAUUGUCGUCGAUGACCGAAAACUGCAGUGUAUUUUGCUGUUUAAUUUUAUUUUGUUUUCCGUAAAAUUAUUUAUAUUACGUUAUGGCAGAAACACAACGGUAGCAAUCGACGAAUUUUAAAUAUCACGUUUUUCUAGUAGGUGAUCGUCAAACAUGACGUCGAUAGAACAAUAUUAUAAUUUAUUUGUUUUUCGGUCGACGAUGCAUUUUUGCAUCGGACGACCGAUUGGCAGCGAUUGUUCUCGACGCGGUCGACGCUCGUAUUAGCCGAUGACGAAAUCGGUUGUUGUCACUCGUUUAGUCGUUAUGAACAGUGUCGUUGCCGUCGGACGUGUUUUGAUACAAUCGUUUUAAUAUAUUCGUUCGCGGCCCGAAUUUGGGGCAAACCACAUAACGAAAGUAAUUUUUGUUUUGUUUGUCUCGUUCCUCAGGUCGUAAUAACCACAUUGACUGAGAAAAACCGUACCAAUAUAAUCAUCGCAAACAUGUUGUCUAACGCAAAUCGAUUCUCGGCGGCCACAUUCAAAGGAUUUCAAAGGUAAAUAAAUGUUUCUGGGUACCUGUCGGCCCAAAACGUGCUUGUGUGACGCGUAUUAUAUUAUUGGUAUUAUGUGUGUGUGUGUGCGUCUUCCGAUGGUUAAAUAAUAAACAAGAAAUAACGUCGUUAUAGUAUUGUCAAAUUUCAAACCGUUUUUUAAUUCAUUAAAAUGCUUUUACCAACGGUCAGUAUUGGCGUUGGGUUUGAGACGAUAAUUUUUAAAUUUUUAUUUUCAAUUUGGAUUUGUUUAAAACAAUACAAUUGAUUUAUUGUUUACAGCAAUUAGUGAUCUUUGUGUUGUAUAGAUGAAUGGCAAUUUAAUAUGCACUUUUGAACUAGACAUUGAACUCUAAUAAGGGAAUAGGUACUUACUCGGUUGAUAAACUAUAAUUGACCAAGCAUUUGUCAUAAAAUUUAGAAUGAAGCUAUCAAAUGACGUAUUCUAUAUAUUAUUAAUAGGUAUUUUGUUAGAUAAAUAUUUGUGCAAUUAAAUAUUGAAUGUUUGUUAAUUUGUGUCCACAUUAAAAGUAGAUACCUAUAUUAAAACAUAUAACCAGGAUGUUCAAUUUGUUGUUUGCAAUACUACUGGACAUAAAUAUAUAGGUCAAAUACAUUAAAAUAUAUUAAUACAUCAAUUAUUAAUUUUUAAUAUUACUUGGGGACUAGGUCAAAUAUAUUAACACGUUAAUAAUUACUAAUUUUAAACAUUAUUUAGAACGGGUCAUUUUUUUUGAUUAAGCAAUUAACUAAUUAAAGUUAUAUAAUGUAGGCACAUAAUACUAUUGUUAUGUAAACUAAUAAUUUAAAGAAAAAAAUUAACGUUAAUUUUUUAUAUUUUUAAAUAAUUAUUGUAAUUCUUAUCAUAACAGGUUUAUUAAAAAUAUACCUACUUAUUAUUAAUUGUUUUAGAUAAAUUGUAGUUUUUACUAUUUUUCUAUAGCUAGGUACCAGCAUUAUAUUGAGAUAUUUGUUGAAAAGUAUAAUGGAAUGUUUCAUUACUGGCAAACUUUCCAAUUCUAUAAAUUAACAUAAAUAAAGACCUCUCUUAUAAAUAUUACAUUUUUUAAACAGUGUUUAUUUUACUAUUAUAUCUCAAUAUAGGUACCUGCUGAAUGAACAAUAAUAAAUUGUCUUAUAAACAGAUUAAAUGAAAUAAUACGUAUAUUGAAAUUUAUCUCAUUAAUUAAAUUGUUUAUAUCUAUUUAAACGUGUAUGGUUAGUUGACAAAUGGUUAACCUGUGCCAGUAUUUAUACCCAACGAAGACAUUCAUAAUAUAGAUUAAAAUAGAUGGAUGGAUUUUCAUCAGAUUUAGACAUACAUAAAAUCAAAUUUACAUUGUAACAUUAUACCUACCUACUUGAAAGUCUUAUUUUAUGAAUUGCGAUGAAUUCAUGAUUUGUAUUUAAUUUCAGUUUGUCAUUUCUAAGUAAUAUGAUCUGUGCUUUUAAUUUAUGAUAUUAAAAAAAUGAUAACCUAUUUUUUUUUCAGUUUAUGUUGCCGAGGUAUUGGAUCCCUUUCUCUGCCUAAAAUUAAGGAUUUUACUGUAGAAAAUGAACCACUUUUAGGUAAGCCGAUGUAAGUUUAGCUAAUAGUAUUCCUAUUUCCAUUGAUUAUUGUUAAUAAAUAAUUUAAAAAAAAGUCUGAAAGUUCUAUAGUAUUUGGGACUGCAAAAAUAUUAAACAUAGAAAUGAUUUAGAAGUUUUUUAAUUCUCUUAGCUACUCUGGACAAUGUCCAGCAGAAGUGGCUUUCAGGACUGAUAUAAAUUUCAAAAUCUAAAAGAUUAAAUAAAAAUGAAUUUAUAAAAUGUAAUUGAUAUAAUAUUUAAUCAUUAUAUUAUGUAUUUUAAAGUGAAUUAUAUACAAUAUACAAAUUUAAAUGUUAAAUUUGAGUAAGUAACCUAUUAAUGACAUAAAAAGAACAUACUUUGCACUAUGGGUUCAGGCGUAGGCUACUAUUUUAGGUGAGAUAGGUGAUAGCAUAUAGGAGUAAUUUUUUCAGCCUUUUGUGACUGAAAGAAAAGUUGAAAACAGUUAUCCUAAUCCCAUAAGUCAAGAUAUCAGAAAUAUUGGUCGGAAAUGUGAAAAUAGAAAAUCUAACUGCAGCUUCAUUAUUCAUAACUGUAUACAAAGGAAUGUUAUUUUGUGUGUUUUUCAAUUUUCUUUUAAAUUUAAAAAAAUCCUAAAAAAAUAAUUAAAUAUUAUAUACAGAAUCAAUAGGUUAAAAGUUACGAUAUAAUAGAAAGUUUAUUUGUAAAAGUAUUUAUCAGUUAAUUAUGAUUCUGAAGUGUAUGCAUAUAAAGUCAAUAUUAGCAUGAAAUUAAAACAGAAUUUCUUUAAUAAAUAUAAUAAGUGUAUACUUAAUUUAUUGGUUAAAAGUUUUAAUAUAAUAUAUAUGAGUAGUUUAGUAUUGGAAAUAUAUAUUAGUCAAUUAUGAUUUGGAGUGUUUAUGAAUAUGAGGUCAAGAUUAGAAUUUAAUUUAAAAAAAACGCCUUAAAAAAAUAUAUUUAUCAGUUUAUUAUGAUUAUUUAAGGUCAAUUAUAUAAAAUUAAACAUAUUUUAUCAUAUAUUUUUACUAUCCAAUAAAUAAACAAUUCAAUUUGAGUUUAUAUCUUAAUUACUUUUAUAAUAAAUUAAGAUAGUAACUAAUUAAAAUCAUAAUUGUUUAUUGGUAUUUUGAAUUUGAUUAAAUAACAUUGAGAUGAUUUCUGCAAGUAUUAUUAUUUUAAAUUUUGAUGUUUUUUUUUUAAUAAGUUAUCUUACAUAGUACGUAUCCAAUUUAAAUAUUAACAUUUAUAUGUUCUAGUUUAUAAUGAAUUAUUUAGUUAUAAGUUCAUAACAUUUUAUUUUAAUAUUUUUUCAGAAUACUUGCCUGGCAGUAAAGAGCGUAAAGAUAUAGAAGCUGAAUUAAAAAAAUUAUCUGAUCAUGUGGAAGAUGUACCCAUUAUUAUUGGGAAUGAAAAAAUCAAGACUGAAAAUGUUAGGUACCAAGUUAUGGUAAGACAUUUUAUUGUAGAUUUAUAUUUAUUGUUAUUUUAUUUUAUUUUAUUUUUUUUUUUUAGCCACAUAACCAUGGCAAGAAGAUAGCAAAAUUCUAUUAUGCAUCAUCUGUAAGUAUUUGUAAACAUAUUAUUUUAUAUUUUAUUAUUGUUUCAUUAUGUGUUUAUUAGGAUUUAGUAUCAAAAGCAAUUAAAGUUUCAACAGAGGCACAAAUAAAAUGGGAUGCUGUUCCAUUAGAAGAAAAAAUAAGUAUUUGGCUUAAAGCGGCUGACUUAAUGGCAACAAAAUAUCGAAUGAAAUUGAAUGCUGCUACUAUGCUGGGUCAAUCAAAGACAGUUAUUCAAGCUGAAAUAGAUGCUUCUGCUGAAUUAAUAGAUUUUAUCAAGUUAGUAAUGAAACAAUUUAUUGAGAAUUUGUUUUUAAUUAAAAUAAACAUUAAUUAUGUUUUAAAACUUGUAGAUUAAAUGCAUUUUUUGCGAAAGAACUAAUAAAAUAUCAGCCAAUCAGUGAAGAUAAGAAAGUCACAUUAAAUAGUCUGCGUUAUCGAGGCCUUGAUGGUUUUGUUGCAGCUGUAUCACCUUUUAAUUUCACAGCUAUAGGUGGAAAUUUAGCAUAUACUCCAGCUUUAAUGGUUAUUAUAAGAUUUUUAUUAUUUUUAUUUUUAGAUAUUUAUUACACAAUUUAUAAACAAAAUUUAUAAUAAGCUUUUAAUUGAUGAGAAAUUUAUUAUUAUGGUUGUUAAAGAUGCUUUGAGUAAUGAGGCCUCCCAUUGGUGGUAUUUCGAUUAAUAUAUUAUAUACUAAUUUAUGUUAUCAAAUUAUUAUUUUUCAGGGAUGUUCCGUUUUAUGGAAACCGUCAGAUACAGCUUUGUUAUCAAAUUGGGUAAUAUAUCAAAUAAUGACUGAAGCAGGAGUUCCAGCUGGUGUAGUUAAUUUUAUUCCUGCUGAUGGUCCUGUAUUUGGUGACACUAUUACAGCUUCUCCAUAUUUGUCUGGAAUUAACUUCACUGGAUCAGUACCGUAAGUAAUUUAAUUUUGAUUAAUUAUUUAUAAGUUAAUAAAAUAUGUGGUCUAGUAUCAAAAUGUAUCGAGACUGAUAGUAUUAUUCGUAAAUCGAGCAUUGAAGAGCAGUAGGAUUGGUAUUAUUGGCUUCUAUGACUUUUGAGCACAUCAGUUUUUAUACAUUUCUUAAACUUAUAUACUUCUUUUUUAUGUUAAAUAUUUUUGUUAAAUGUUUUCAUAUUUGAUGAUUUUGUAAUGAAUCCAAUAAAAGAGCAAUUUGACAAGCUUUUUGAGUUUGCAGAGAUUUUUCUGUAUUUCGGAGAAAUGAAACAUUUUAAUCUGCCUCAUACUAAAAAAUUGUAACUGAAAAAAACUGCAGAUGGGUAGUUCCAGCAAACCUGAACUUGAAUUUGUUUUUUUAAUUUGUGUUGAUUAUAUUUUUAUUUCUUCAAUACCUAACAAAUUUAUUAGGAUUUUGAAUUGAGUAUAGGAGUCAUUUUAUGGGCAGAGAUAGGUAUUAAAUAUAACGAAGUACAGAAAACUAGAAAAUCCUUUGAUCUCUCCUCUAAUUUAAAAUAAUCCAUUUCUAUGUAAAGUUAUCAAAAUAUAACAAUACUACAAUAAUGAUAGAAUUAGAGAGCAGUAGAGUACUUUGAGAUACUGAUAAUUUAAAUUCGUUAAAUGUAAGGAUCUCAGAACAUAAUAGUUGAAAUGCUUUACAGUCUCAAUGUGAAGUAAUAUUUUAGAAAAGUUUUAAAUAAAACAUUCGGGUCAUUUUUAUAUUCUACUAAAUAUAUUUUUGAUUUCUUAAUUGAGUAUUUAAAAUUAUUAAUAGAGCGGCAUCUUGUAAAUAUUAUAGUUUAAAAUUUGUUUAUGUUGAAUUAUAGACAUUUUAUUUGUUGUAAAGUUUUAGAAACUUAUGCAUUCCAAUGUGAAUUAAUGAUAUGGAAAUAGAUUUAUUUUAAAAUUUAUGUUUAAACGUUUUUAAUUUAGAGUAGAAAUAAAAAAUAAAACAUUUUUUUUAGUGAUUUUCUUCUAAUUGGUUAAGUAGAAUGUAUUAUAUUUGUAUCUUAUUUUUUUCUGAACUCACGAUACAAAAACUUCACUAGGUAUUAUAAAUGUGUUAUAUUAUAAUAUUAAAUAACAAUUUUUUUUACAAACAACAGCAAUAAUUAAUGAAAAGUAUUUUUUCAUAUAAACCAUUAUUGUUGUACAUAUGUUUAUUAUUGAAUUCACAUUUUUAAUUUAUAUUAUUAGUGUUAUUUUUGUAUAGAUUUUUGUUGUAUUAUUUAUUAUAUUUUAUUUUCCUUUUAAAUUUUAAGAUAACAUAAUAUUAAAUUAUGAAAUUUAUAAAUAUAUAUAUAUAUAUAUAUAUAUAUAUAUAUAUUUUUUAGGACAUUUAAUCGGUUAUGGACACAAGUUGGCAAAAAUAUAAAUAAUUACAAAAAUUUCCCAAGAUUGAUUGGUGAGUGUGGAGGCAAAAAUUAUCAUUUUGUUCAUCCAACUGCUAAUGUUACAUCUGUUAUAAAUGGUACUAUUCGAUCUGCAUUUGAAUAUUGUGGUCAGAAAUGUUCUGCCUGUUCUAGAUUAUAUGUUCCUCAAUCCUUAUGGCCUGAAGUAAUGUUGUGCUAUUCAUUUAAUUACUGUUAUUUUUAUUUUUAAUCAUUAUGUAUAAACAGAUUAAAGAAGGACUUCUAGAAACACGUAAUAAAUUGAAAAUUGGUGAUGUUGCUGAGUAUGAUUCUUUUGCUUCAGCAGUUAUUGAUGACAAAGCAUUCAGUCGUAUUACUGGAUACAUUGAACACGCUAAGAAAUCUGCCAACUUGGAAAUAAUUGGAGGAGGCCAGUAUGAUAAUAGGUGAUUGAAAUAAUCUUAGAUCCAUUUAUUUUGUAUUAUCACAUAAUAUUUACUAAUUAGCGUUGAAAUAUGUUUAUUAUAGCAAAGGAUAUUUUGUACAACCAACUAUAGUUGAAAGCAAAGAUCCAUUAGAUAAAAUUAUGACUGAAGAAAUAUUUGGACCUCUCUUAUCUGUAUACGUCUAUAAAGAUUUAGAAGUUGAUAAGACAGUCGAUCUUGUUCUUAGUUCUACACCGUAUGCAUUGACGGGAGCUGUAUUUGCUGAGGACAAGUGAGAUUUAAAUAUAUAAAAAAAAAAUUGCACAAUUAUUUAUUAAUUUAUUUAUAUUUGUAUAGAAAAUUCUUGAAGAAAUCGCUCGAAACUUUGAAAUACUCUGCUGGUAAUUUCUACCUUAAUGAUAAGUCGACAGGCUCUGUAGUUGGACAACAACCGUUUGGUGGGAGCAGAAUGUCAGGUAAUUUGUAAUAUAAAUUUAGCUAUAAUUUGUGCAAUCUAUUACUAUUUACCUAUUUGUUUUUAUUAAAUAAGUGUUAUUGAUUAUUGCCUAUUAGCUAUAUUUUGUUUAAAAUAAAAAUAAAUUAUUUAUACAAUGGAAACUCCCUAUAAAGGAUACCCAUAAAGAUUAAAAAGGGUUCACUAUUAAAAUGAUAGAAUACUUGUAUAAGAGAAACUAUUUAAUUAUUUAAAAACUUGUAUUGUUAUUGAUAAAAACAUCAAAAUGUUCUGUUACUUUUAAUAUUAACAUUUAUUUGUAACAUUUUUCAUUUAUAAAUUCAAAAUCAUAAUAUAUGUAUAUUUUUUUUUUUAGGUACAAAUGACAAAGCUGGUGGUCCCCAUUAUAUUUUACGAUGGACAUCACCCCAGUCUGUCAAAGAAACUUUUGUACCUUUGACUGAAUGGAAAUACCCAUACAUGAAUUGAUGUAUAUAAUAUUAUUAUGUUAUCCUCACUUCUAGAGUUUUGCAAUAGUGAAUAACACUGGUAAAACUGUGAUAAGGAUUGAAUACCAAAUGAGUAUAUAACAUAGUAAAAAAGCAAUUUAAGAUUCCUAUAUAUUAUAUAUAGAGUUAACUUAAUUUAAGUUUUAUACAAACCUUAAAGAAUCUUUCAAGUUUCACUUAAGAAGUAUGUAAGAUUCAAUCAAUUUUCUAUUUAUUAAUUUGUGUUUUCAUUGAGUCAAUAUUACACAUUAUUAUUUUACACUUAAACCUUGAUAAACCCAAUUAGUAAAACACCAACUGUGCUUGUAGUUUUAGUUCUAUAAACAUUUUUUUAGUUUUCAGAAUUUAUUGAUUAUCCAUCACUUGACAGAUUUUCAGUAGUCAAAUUUAUAUUUCAAUAUGUUGGUAUUAAACUCUUUAACAGUGGCUCUUAAUUGAUUGAUGAUAAAUAGUCUAAUAAUAAGUUAUAAUUAUUAUUGUUUUUAUAAACCAAUCUUAUAACUGGAAUAAUAAUUAUACAUAUCGCCAUACAAAUAGUUUAUUGUUAAACUAUAAAACAGCCAUAACGAAAUUAGUUAUUCAAAUGUUGGUAUACUAUUAAAAUUAAUCUAAUUAGUUGUAUUAUACAAAGUUUUAUACAUGAGAGUUUCAUAUUCUCAGUAUGAAACUUUCAUAUUAUUUUGACAUUUGAAACAACAAAUGAUAUUUUAAAAUUUUAUUUGAUGAACCAUAACCAUAAUGACAUGUAUUGGUUUUUAAAUUAAAAUUGUUUUUUUUUUUUAAAUGUCAGUAAUGAAUGAUUCAAUUGGGUGAUGGCAAUUUUAUGUCUUGAUAUUUUUGUUGUUUAAUGUUUUCUGUCUUAAAAAUCAAUAACAGUAUUAGGAAAUAUUAAUCUUUUAUUGUACAUUUUAAGGCUUGAUAUUUUAGACAUAGAGAUUACAUUGUUAAACUAUGGUCGUUUCAUCAUAGGAAUAUGGCUGUCUCGAUGAUUUUUAAUUAAAGUCUGAUGAAACAUAGCAAUUAAUUAAUCAUAAUAUGUUUUUAUGUAUAGUUUUUAAAAAUAUAAUAUUUUUUCAAAUAAAAUGUAUAUAUAAUAAAUA
This is a messenger RNA of Cinara cedri, 8995 nucleotides long. Lineage: Eukaryota; Metazoa; Arthropoda; Insecta; Hemiptera; Aphididae. The record is from the annotation of a GenBank genome assembly.